This is a messenger RNA of Recurvomyces mirabilis, 2145 nucleotides long. RefSeq names its product metalloendopeptidase (gene PRD1). NCBI's taxonomy places the organism in Eukaryota, Fungi, Ascomycota, Dothideomycetes, Mycosphaerellales, Teratosphaeriaceae. The record is from RefSeq and is a predicted model, not a curated record. Bases 1 to 2145 code for a protein of 714 amino acids. Gene Ontology annotation, molecular function: metalloendopeptidase activity. The transcript has 2 exons. Gene Ontology annotation, cellular component: mitochondrial intermembrane space. Gene Ontology annotation, biological process: proteolysis; peptide metabolic process.
AUGGCAAGUGCCAAGCACAAGAAGCCGCCGCAGGCUCCACCACUCUUCACGCAUACGCCUGAGAGCUUGGCGAAGGAUACGAAUAGUAUUUUGAAGAGGAAUCAGGAGCUGCAGGAUAGAAUUGUCAAGGAUGUGAAGCCUGAGGAGGCGAGCUUUGACAAUGUGAUUCUGCCUUUUGCACGUGAUGACGAUCAGAUGAGUCUGGAGACACACAUCAUCGGCUUCUACUCUGCUGUCUCCACCGACUCGAAGCUGAGGGAUGCAUCAGUAGCGGCGGAGAAGCAGAUGGAUGAAUUCGCGAUCGACUCUGUCAUGCGGGAGGAUGUUUUCAAGCUGGUGGAUGCCGUAUACAAGAAGCAGAAGGACGACAAAGAUCUCGAGGCGGAGAAUAGACGGUUGUUGGAGAAGGAUCACAAGGGCUAUAUCAGGAAUGGGCUUGGAAUCUCUGCUGGCCCAAAGCGGGACAGAUUCAAGGAGAUCAAGAAGAGGUUGUCUGAAUUGAGCAUCAUCUUCCAAAAGAACCUGAAUGAGGAGUCGGGAGGAUUGUGGUUCAAGCCUGGGGAGCUAGAAGGCGCACCAGCUGAUCUGAUCACGGGCUUGAAGAAGGGCGAGGGCGAGCACGAGGGUAAAGUGUGGUUGACUUUCAAGUACCCAGACCUCUUCCCUGUACAGAAGUACUGCAGAAAUGCUGAGACGAGGCACAAGCUGUUUCUGGCGAAUGAGAACAAGUGCAACAACAAUAUUGAGCUUUUCAAGGAGGCGAUUGUGCUGAGAGAUGAGGCGGCGAGGUUAUUAGGAUAUCCCGAUCAUGCUACUUUCCGGAUCGAGGAUAAGAUGGCAAAGACGCCUAAGACGGUAGAUGACUUCUUGGGCGAUCUGAGGAAGCGACUUGCGCCCGGUGGCCUCAAAGAGAUUGAGAAGCUGAAGGAGUUGAAGGAAGCUGAAACUGGAGAUGCGGAGCAGUAUUUCUUGUGGGAUCAUCGGUUCUAUGAUACUCUGAUGCUUGAGCGGGAUUAUCAGCUGGAUCAGGAGAAGAUCUCGGAGUACUUUCCUCUUCAGUCUUCUAUCGACGGUAUGCUUAAGAUAUUCGAGGAGCUCUUCGGCCUGGCUUUUGUCAAGCUGGAAGCAGAAGACCGCAACGCCAUUUCCUCAACAGGCAAAGGCGACGACAUCAUCUGGCACCCAGACGUCCACCUCUUCUCCGUCUGGGACGACGAAGGCGAAGGCAAUGGCUUUGUCGGAUACCUAUAUCUCGACCUCCAUCCCCGCGACGGCAAAUAUGGUCAUGCAGCCAACUUCAACCUCUCACCCGGCUUCAUCAACGAGAACGGUACCCGCCGCUACCCAGCCACAGCCCUCGUCUGCAACUUCAGCAAACCCACGCCCAAGAAACCUUCCCUGUUAAAACAUGACGAGGUCGUCACCCUCUUCCACGAACUCGGUCACGGGAUCCACGAUCUAGUCAGUCGAACAAUCUACUCCCGAUUCCACGGGACCUCCACCGUCCGCGACUUUGUCGAAGCACCCAGUCAAAUGCUAGAGAACUGGUGCUGGACGCCCUCCCAGAUCCGCGCGCUAAGCAAGCACUACUCCCACGUCUCACCAGAAUACGCGACAGCGUGGCAGGAGAGCGCGAAGGAGGAGAAGCAGCCUGGUGAGCAUAUGCCCGAGGAGCUGAUCAAGAGUGUUGUCUCAACGAGACAUGUCAAUGAUGCUUUGUUUAAUCUCAGGCAGUUGCAUUUCGGGAUUUUCGAUAUGACUGUUCAUGAGCCGAAGAGUCACGAGGCGGUGGUGAAGUUGGAUGCUAGUGCGACUUACAACAGUUUGAGGCACGAGAUCAGUAAACUUGAUGGGCCGGAAGCGCUCGGUCAAGGCAACGACUGGGGACACGGCCAGGCGACAUUCGGACACCUGAUCGGCGGCUACGACGCAGGCUACUACGGCUACCUCUCCAGCCAAGUUUACAGCACGGAUAUGUUCUAUUCGGUGUUCAAGAAGGAUCCAAUGGAUGGGAAGGAGGGGCGACGAUAUAGACAUACUGUUCUGGAGAAGGGGGGGAGCCAGGAUGAGAUGGACACGUUGAAGCAGUUUCUGGGGCGGGAGCCGAGUACAGAGGCUUUUUACAAGGAACUGGGGUUGGCUUGA